Molecule: messenger RNA, 3213 nt
Organism: Tarenaya hassleriana
Lineage: Eukaryota; Viridiplantae; Streptophyta; Magnoliopsida; Brassicales; Cleomaceae
Exons: 6
Coding region: 547-3024 (825 amino acids)
Source: RefSeq, a predicted model, not a curated record
UCUCUUUCUCUCUCUCUCUCUCUCUCUCUCUCUCUCUCUCUCGUCACAUCAAUUCACAGUCUGGUCUGUUCACCUGUUCUCAAGUUCUCCUUUGCUUCUUCAGUUCUUUAGCUCUCUGCUCAAAAUCUCAAAUCUCAAAUCUGUCUUCUGGGAUUUCACUGUUUUCCCACAUUUCCUUGAUCUGUCCCACUUCUCAAAAACCUCGCUUUUUUGGUUCAUUUAGACAUCUGAAUCCCGUUUUAGAUUAACCUUUCUUGGCGUUUAUCCGCCUUUCUUGUGGGUUUGUAGAACACGCGAAUGCCCAGUAAGAGAGAAACGAGAAAGUGAAAUGCUUUGGUCGUAUCUAGGGUUUAGAUCUUCUUGAAAUACUUCCCUAGUAUUGGGUUGAAUCUUUCCUCUUUUUGUGCUCGUAAAAUCUGUAGCACAUUUGGGUUUUCUUCUUCGUGGCUACAGUUCGUUUUUUACACGCUUAGAAUUCUGAGUUUCGGUAUUUCGCCGCUAGCCCGUCUGGAUUUCCUCCGAAAUGGAUGAACCCAUGACUGAAAAAUGAGGCCUUUGGCGUCCGAAGAAGUUGAUAGAGAAGACAAAAUGGAUGUUGUUAAGAGGAAAAGGUCCAAAGGAGGGUUUUUCAAUCUGUUUGAUUGGCCUGGAAAAUCCAGGAAGAAGCUAUUCUCCAACAGUUCUGAAAUCUCUGAAGAGUCAAGGCAAGGAAGAGAGAAGAAUGUCCAAAACUCAUCAAAAUCCCAGCUUUCUGCUUUUGAGGUUGAUGAGACCGGAAGGAGUUCAAUUUACAAUCCGAGAAGCGAUUCAAGCUGUUGUGCAUCGUCCGUUACAAGUGACGAUGGGCAAGUGGCGAGAGCUCCCAGUGUGGUCGCAAGGCUCAUGGGUCUAGAAUCUUUACCGGUACCGAACGCAUCAGAUCCCCGCUUUAAUCAAGAUCUUGAUCCAUUCUUCCUCAGAUGCAAGAAUCCAGGUUGCGUAAUUCUCUGUGGUGACGAUGGUACUGUUCCUUGGGAGGACCAUUCGGCUUCAAGAAUGAUCAAAGGGAAUAACCGGCCAAUUCAGCGGUUUCAAACCGAAACUCUGCCCCCGAGAUCUGCUAAACCCAUCUCUGUCACUCACAAUAGGCUACUGUCUCCUAUACGAAACCCUGGGUUUGUUCCGUCAAAGAAUCCAGCUUAUGUAAUGGAAGCAGCUUCGAGAAUGAUCGAACCAAGUCCUCGGGUGGUUACAAGAACACGGUUUUCAUCCAUCGGUUCUUCUUCAUCGGUGCCAUUGAGGAUUCAGGAUCUGAAAGAGAAACUAGAAGCUGCACAAAAAGCACCAACCCGUCAGUUCUCUAACGAUAUCCAUGACAGAGGAAAACAUAACGAGAAGAGGAGUAUGGUUUCACAUACGAAACCAGGAACGAGUAAAAUCUCGGGAAAAGGUGUUUCUGAUGGUUUGAAGGGUAAAGUGAAACCAUCAUCUCAAUCUGCACAAGCGAAAGCUGGUAUUCAAAGGCAAGAUGACUCGAAACCAUCAAAUGGCAUUAAAAGAACUUCUUCAAUAGCCAAAAAGGCUAGUGCAGAAGCGAUGAAUCGCAUUGUCAAAAGCCAGAACGGUGGCAGAGGAUCUUCACUGAAUACAGGCAAGACAGUGCUUAAGCAGAAUAACCAGAAACAGAAUUGCAGGGAUAGGCAUCAAGCUGCAAGAGUUACUGUUCCAAACCAGCAAUCCAAGAAAGUGAUGAACAAAGUCGUAAGCAAAGUUCUUGUGGAAUCUGAAAUCGGGUCCUCGCCAAAAAAAUCGGGUUCUCCACCAUCGCUUGCGGGGAAGGAAAUUUCUUUACCGGUAUCUCAAAAGAAGAAUCUUAGGAAACAAAAACCGCCAGAUGGAGUGCAGGAGGUGAGAAUAGCCAAUGAUGUGCAGAUUAGAAGGGCUGAAAAAUCAGUGAAACGCAACAUCGCCAUUCAGAAGGACUUGAUAUCGGGUAAAGAUGAGCAGAAAAAGGACAUGGAUGUAAUCUCAUUUACGUUCUCAUCGCCAAUCAAGGGUAUAUCAUCUACUCGAGGAACUGAACGAGACACUGAUUCUGUGGUUAGUUUCAAUGUGAUCGGAGGUGAUUCUUUGAAUGAUCUUCUAGAGCAAAAACUCAGGGAACUGACGUCUAAGAUCGAGUCAUCCAGCUGUAGUUUGAUCCGAGAAGAGUCUUUGGUUUCGGUUGCAAAGGACGGGAUCAAUGUGGUGAUCUCCUCACCAUCAAAAAGUGAGGUAUCAACUCAAAAUGGCACGGACAAAGGUCUGUCUGAGAGUGAAUCUCUGGAUGAAAGCCGGACAUUCCAGGUGAUGCGAUCAAAAGAGCACGAGAUUAGCAGCAUCAACACUGUGUCAGAUGCGGAUGAUCCCGGUCUCUCUUGCAGCAGGAGUUGCUCAGAUUGCAGAGAUCACACAGCUUAUGGCAUGAAACAGUCAUCAUCAGAUGUAGAACUCACUUGGGUUGGAGCUCAUCGAGAAGAAGAGGUGACGGAAUUCGCGGAAUCUGUUGCAACUCUCACCAAAUUUUUGGAAGCGGAAGAACGUCUUCUGAACUGGGAAACUGACUACAUAACCGAAAUCCUAAGCACUGACCAAUUGAUGCUGAAAGAAUUCGCCCUCGGGAUGGCUGAAGAUGUAUUACCUUUGAGCAUUUUCCAUGAAACAGACAUCCAUGGAGAUGAUCCAACGACCAAGAUUGAUCGGAAUUUUGGCUGCGUCACACCAGUUCUUAACAAUACGGGGAGCUGCAGAGGGUUCGUAGGGAAACAUGGGAUAUUGUUCGAACGGAGAGAUUGGCUGGCCGAGGAACUUAACAGGGAGAUUCAAGGGUUGAAGAAAAUGCGGGAGAAGAUGGUGGAUGAGCUCGUAGAUAACGAUAUGAGCAAGUCGGAAGGAAGAUGGCUUGAUUACGAGAAAGAAGCAUACGAAGAAGGCAUCGAGGUUGAGAGAGAGAUAGUGUCUGCAUUGGUUGAUGACUUGGUCGAUGAUCUUCUCUCGGUGUUCUAGAAGCUUCUGUUCGGUUCUCUUGAUGCAUUGGAAGAAAGCGACGAGAUUGAUUGAAAGAAUGUUUCGAGAAAGAGAUGAGAUGAAGCAUUCUUUCGCAGAAAUGAAUCGUCUGUGUAUUUUUAUUCGUGUAUGCCUCCUUUGUUUCGAAUGAAAUGAAUGCAAAUAUUGAUGCAUAGUCUUCUUCUUCCA